Messenger RNA from Vespa crabro (European hornet), 1133 nucleotides. RefSeq lists its product as uncharacterized. NCBI's taxonomy places the organism in Eukaryota, Metazoa, Arthropoda, Insecta, Hymenoptera, Vespidae. The coding region runs from base 394 to 1122 and encodes 242 amino acids. The record is from RefSeq and is a predicted model, not a curated record. The transcript is spliced from 4 exons.
UUCAGCGAAGAAAAUCGAAUGACAUGGCGACUAUGAGAAAAGAGAGUUACUCAUCCAGCACAUUUCCACGUAAGAACAGUAAGGAAAGUAAGGAGAUGGAGAUGGAGAAAGAGGAGAAGCAGAAGGUGGAAGAGUAGAGAGAUGAGUUCGAGGCUUUACGAGGAAUUAACGUCUUCAAACCUCGAUGUACUAAACAUCAUAGUUCCUCUCGAAGAUAGAAGAGUUAGGAGAUCUUAAACCUGCCAAGGAGAUCGUUUAGGAAGAGUUAAAACUAAACUUGUCUUGACACGAUCUUUACCAUACUUCUUAAUAAUCUUCAUCAACUUCCUAAGAUAUAAAAAAAAAAAAAAAAAAAAAAAAAAAAGAGAAAAAAGAGAAAAAGAAGGCAAAAAAAUGGAUCAUUAUCUAACAACCUAUCAAAAGGAUUAUACCUGGCCAUAUCCAAUGAAAGAAAAGUCUAGAUUAGCAGAUGAUAUCUUUCUUUUAGGUCCUUGCACUUGUGGCAUCGAUCCAAAAGAUCUUAAGGUACCAAAAGUGUAUGGUGAGAAAUAUGAUUGGAGUCGUGUCGGUCCAAUGGGACCACUUUUGGAUCCCAAACUGUAUCCUGCUAAAACUGGACCCAGUCCUGAAACUGAUCAGACGCGAUUUGGACAACCGGAUGUUUAUUUGAAAAAGUUAGAAGAAAAAUAUCCUGAUCUCUAUGGAGUUAUACAAGAUCAACCGACUCAAGAAACAAUUAUGGAAGUUGAGAAGGAUAGAAUGAUGACUACAUACAUGAUGGAUUAUGGCCAGGGUAAAAGUUUCGAUGGAAGUUGUGCAAAAACCGAUGAUCCACAAGUAUAUCAGCCUACUGAAAAGAUUGUUAAAUAUGAUUGCCGUCCUAAUGUUCGACCUCCGAUACGAAAAUUUCGAAGUAUUUUGGAUCAAAAUGGCAAGAACGGAAUCUAUGGUAAUCGAAAACGGAGUAAAAAAUCGAAUGACGUGGAAGGAUCGGAAGUACGAAUACCACCAUGGAAAUCAGAGUACCAGGACACUAUCAGCAAAUUGGGACAUUCUAUAAUGAAAUACAAAUUGCAUAAACCUGAAAAGCUUACUCUAACGACUAGUACAGUUUAUAAAUGAUCAUAAAAACG